Molecule: messenger RNA, 886 nt
Organism: Staurois parvus
Lineage: Eukaryota; Metazoa; Chordata; Amphibia; Anura; Ranidae
Source: the annotation of a GenBank genome assembly
AAAUCAAAGCUCUUCCGUACGAAUGUUCUUUUGGUCCCAUUGGGUGAUGAUUUUCGCUACAGUGAUAGUUCAGAGUGGGAUCAGCAAUACCAGAACUAUCAAAAACUGUUUGAUUACAUGAACUCUCACCCUGAACUCCAUGUUAAGGCACAGUUUGGUACACUGUCCGAUUAUUUUGAAGCUCUCCGAACAGUUACCAGCCUUGAUGAAUCCAAAGGCCCCUCAUUUUUUCCAGUAUUAAGUGGUGAUUUCUUCACUUAUGCAGAUAGAGACGAUCACUACUGGAGUGGAUACUUUACCUCCCGGCCUUUCUACAAACGUAUUGCAAGAGUCAUGGAAUCUCAGCUAAGGUCUGCAGAAAUACUGUAUUCUCUAGCUAUUGUACAAGCUCAGAGAAAUCAAAAACUGUCAGCUUUUCCAUCAGCAGAACAUUAUAAAUUACUGACGGAAGCCAGGAGAAAUUUGGGACUUUUUCAGCACCAUGAUGCUAUCACUGGAACAGCAAAAGACUGGGUGGUGGUGGAUUAUGGCACAAGGCUGUACCACUCACUGAUGAACCUGAAGAAAGUGAUAGUAGAUUCAGCACAUCUUCUUAUUCUGAAGAAUAAAGACAUGUACAGCUACAACCCCUCUACUCCGUUCUUCAGUAUGGAUGAAGUGCAGAAAGCUCAGGAUGCAUUACCGCAAAAGACAGUUAUUAAAGUUACAGGCCAUCCAAGGCCCAUUGCAGUCUUUAAUCCUUUCGAACAAGAGCGUUUGUCUGUUGUUUUUCUGUGUACGUUAGUUCUCCAAAAAUUAAGGUGAUGGAUGCAGCUGGAAAAUCUUUGAAAGCCCAGAUCAGUGCGGUAUGGGAUGGAGCUGCUGUGGUUUCUCAAGACACUUAUCA